AUGGCAAUAUACAAUAUGUUCGAUUUUUUGAAGAGAAUUCCCGAAUUCGAUGGUAAACCUGAGGAGCUUCCCCUCUUUAUCCAGUCAACUGAAGAGUUAAGGCAAUAUGUCGAUGGCCCAAGUAUAACUUUAUUUGAUUUACAAAUUAGGCAUAAAAUAUUGAAUCAAGCUAACAUUGCUCUCAUUAACAAUAAUAGUCCCACAAAUUGGGAAGAGAUCAAGAAAGUUUUAAAAUCUAAUUUCAGUAUUACAGAGAGUAUAGAGAGCUUAGUAAAUCAAAUAAAAACAUUAGAGAUGAGGAAUAGCAUUGAAAACAUGUAUGAACAUUUAGUACAUUUACUAACUAAAUUAAAUUUAAGAGCAAGUGUCGAAGAGAAUUCAUUGGCCAUCCAUUCAGGCAAACAAUCCAGCCAUCCAACCAGCCAUCCAACCAGCCAACCACCACAUGGCUGGAUGUUGUUAAUGGACAUGAUUGACUUGUUGCAGCCAAUGUGUUGUUUAUUUGUUUUACUUUUAACGGAAUAUGGUCAUGCAGCCAAUAAAUCGUCAAAUACCAAAGAUACCACAAAAACAACAACAAAAACAUCAUCAUCGAAGGCAACAACAACAACAACGGUAGCACCAGCAUCCACCAAAGCUAACGAGAAGCUAUCAUAUCCGAAAAAGGUCAACACUUUAAAGAAACGUCCAACCAAAUCGACAUCGCUCAAGAAGGUGGCUGACAUAACCGAUAAAUUCAAAGAUCUGCCAGCCGAUGAUUUGGCCUUUAUCAAGGAACUGGACAAGCAGUUCAAACAGCAUGGUGGCAAGGUGAAAAUCAAGGUAGAAAAUGAUAAUUCAACAGCGCCGGGAUCAUCGGGCAAGAACAGCAAGAGGACCAUUGACGGGGAGCUGGGCUAUGGCUAUUCGCACAAUGGCUACAACUACAAUCCACCGAAAUUCGAAUUCUAUCCCUACUCCCAGAAGGACAUACCCAGUGAUGGACCCAAAUACUUUCUGCCCAAUGGUAAGACCGAAGUUUCGGUGGAGCCUUCCUAUUCCUAUGAACUGAAGCCACAAACCUAUGUAACGCACAAUGAUGGCGCCCAAGUAGAUUUGCCACAACCGGAGCAACCUCAGCAUCAACAAUUUUCAGCCGAACAACACCAUCCGCAGCAGGCACCACAACAACAACAAUAUGAAGAACCUGUUAUUGUCUUGCGCAUACCCGGCCCCGCAAAGUAUGCUUCACAUUUGCAAACUUUGCUGCAGCAAUAUUUGGAAAUACGCGCUGCGCAAUAUUUACGGAUUUUAGAGGAGGCGGAACAACAACGUCAUCUUCAACACCAGCAACAACAACAACACUAUUCCCAACAACAACUCGAACAUGAGCCACAACAUCAACAACAGCUACAGGAAAUCGACUAUGGCCAACAUGCCGGUCAUGUGGAGGAGGCUCCAGCCGCAGCACCCAUAGCCCAGGAACAUCACCAGGAAUAUCAACAACAACAAGUGCAAUAUGAGGAGGCACCCCAGGCCCAAUAUCCGCCCAUUGAUGAUGUCUAUCAAACCUAUAAAUACAAACAUCCCACACAUCCCGAACAGGCCCAACAACCUGAGUCACAGGCCUACUAUCAGGCCCCAGAGCCUGAACAACAACACCAGCCACAACCACAACAACAUUAUGCACCCCAGGCCGAACAGCCCCAGUAUUAUUAUGCCCAUCAACAGGAAUAUGCCCAGCCGGAGGGACCACCAGCCACCUAUCAACAUGUCUUUCUCAUUUCCAUGACUCCCCAGGCCAUUGGCGAUUAUGCAAACGAACCUCAGCAGCAACACCAGCACCAACACCAGGCCGAGGAACCCCAUGCCAUUUAUGUCCCCGAACAACCGGUGGCUGAUGUGGGCGAUCAUGCUCACUUGCCCAUAACCGAAAAUAAUCCCCGGCCCUCACAUACCAAAGUCAUAUUCACCCACAAUCCCGAACAUGCCGGCACCGAUUACUCCAACAUGUAUCCCCUGCCCUCCAUUAAACCCAAUGAACGACAUGCCCCUCACUCUGUGCCGGAUUAUCAUCAGGACUAUCAACAGCAAAUUCAUGCCUCGCAGGCAUAUCAACAACAGGAAUCUCAUGAAUCUAUGCAGCAUUAUCAGCAGCAUUAUCAGCAGCAACAGGUCUCAGUGCCACAGCAUCAGCUGCAACAUCACCAACAACAACAACAAGUAGUGGCCAUAACCCAAAGACCCUUCAACUAUCAUGCCCAUGGCACCAAGCCCAGGGCUCGAGGCCGCAUUAAUCACAAGCGAAGAGCUUCGGCAGCCGAUGCGGCCGAAAAAGCCGAUCAAGAUUUGAAAAAGAUCACCGAUUUUGUGCGCGAUAAAUUUGGUGCCGAAAAGGGUUCAACGGUGGAGUACAAAACCACCCAAGUGAUAAGCACAAAGAAAUGAGAGAGAGGCCAGCAAUAUUGGCUCUCUCUCCCCCCCCUCUCCCGGAGAGUAACAACAUGG
Molecule: messenger RNA, 2487 nt
Organism: Musca domestica (house fly)
Lineage: Eukaryota; Metazoa; Arthropoda; Insecta; Diptera; Muscidae
Exons: 4
Coding region: 1-2427 (808 amino acids)
Source: RefSeq, a predicted model, not a curated record